Messenger RNA from Moesziomyces aphidis, 3105 nucleotides. The record is from the annotation of a GenBank genome assembly. Lineage: Eukaryota; Fungi; Basidiomycota; Ustilaginomycetes; Ustilaginales; Ustilaginaceae.
AUGACGACCCAACACCAUCCCUCGUCCUUCAGCCCAGGCGGUGGGCAAACCGACUUUGGUCCCGUUCGAACCAACAACUCCAAGGCGGAAGACAGGGACAAAAAGGGUCCCAUCGCCGCACCCGUAAAGAGCGCCUGCACCUUCUGCCGUUCCAGAAAGUCGCGCUGCGAUGGCAGCAAGCCUUGCUCCGCUUGCGUCGGCAGAGGCCGUCCGGACGAAUGUCUCUACACCGUCUCUCGCCGCGGAGGAAAACCCAAGCCGAAGGUCGACCCCACAACCGACCUCCAGAACCACCUCAACAAGCUCUUUGCCAUCACAGACAUGCCCUACGCUUUUCGUCGUCCCGGUGGUCUCGCCGGCCCGCCCGCCGGUGACCUGGGCCUUGCUCAAUCCAUGCAAUCCCAGCAGAUCCAGCCACAUUCAGACAUCUUUGGCGUCCCCAACCAGUACCAGCCCUUCGACCCUUCAGUGCUCCAGCCGUCUGCGGUCCAAGCCGGUAUGCCUGUGCAGCAGCAGCAACACCAACUGCAGCUUGCUCUCGCACCCGCCCACCCGGCCGUCGCCGCUUUUUCCCUCAACGACCCGUUCGCUCCCAUCCCAGGUUUCAACCCAGGCGGUUUCAUGCGCUACCAGCUCCCCGACGCGCCCAGCCAGUCCUCCGUCUCGGGCGGCGGACCGGCUCACUUGCAACCGCAACCGCAAUCGCAACGACAGCCACAGCACCAGCCACAACAGCAACCCCAACAACAGCACCAACAACAGCACCCACAGCAGCGGCCCACCCAAGACUUUGCGCCACACAAACCCGCCGACUUCAGUCCUUCCGCAGUGCCUCAACAGCAUGCCCAAUCCGUUUCGGCGACACAACAGGGCGCUCAAGCUGGCAGGCGCGACCCUCUGUCCCCUCACAGCCUCGUCCUAGACGCAUCGCACCACCCCUCGGGCCCCUCACCGCAGUCGAACGCCAGCCCAAGUACCUGGCAGCAUGCCGAUGAAGCCAUGGCCGCCUACCACGCCAGCUCCGUUGCCGCGGCCAGCUCGUCGGGCCAGUCCAGCUCCUCCCGCAACACCUCGGUCGACAACGCCGUCGAUUCGGCCAAGAUGUAUCCGGCCUCGUACAAGUCGCUCAACGCUGCCGCCGCAGAGGCAGGCAGCGUCAGGGCGCUCCUCACCGACUACUACCGCUACCUCUACCGCUUCAUCCCCGUCCUCCCGCCGCCCAAGCACAUCGAUGUCCUCAUCAAGUACUUCAGCCCCGACUCGGCCUUCAUCUACGCGCUCCAGUGCGUGCUGCCGCUGCUCCGCGACGAGAUCCAGCCCAUCGGCGCGCUUCACAAGCUCUCGGGCCAGGGCAUCAACUUUGGCUCCGAAGAGAAGAAGGCGGCACUGCGCGAGCGCACCCUCGCCUACGAGCGCAAAGCCACAGACGGCCUCGACCACCUGCUCGAGCAGGCCGACACCGACGACACCGGCGAAAAGAUGCUCGAGGCCGUCCAGACGCUGUGCGUGCUCGUCGUGUACGAGUACGGCAGCGGGCGCGCCAUCAAAGCGCGCCUCAAGGCCGACCAGGCGCUCGGCCUCGCCAUGGGCCAGGGCCUGCACAAGCUCAGCCACACCACCUCGCCCAACGAGGCCAAGUCGGCGCGCAGCAGCUUCGCCUACAUCUCCAACGCUCAUCACCCGCUCACCUCGCUGGGCGUGGAUCCCAGCGACAUCUUUGAGAUGCGCAAGCGCUGCUGGUGGUCCGUCUGGAGCUUGGUGCUCUGGGCCGCCUACAACACCGGCCGCAUCCCUACCAUCCGCGCCGACGAUCCACGCGUCAAGAGCGAGAUGCCCGUCGCCUCGGAUCCGUCCGUCUGGACCUCGGACAUCAGCUCGUUGCAGGCGCUGCUGCUCGUCCAGGAUCGCGUGCUCGCGCUCGCACAGUACGGCCACACGCUCGACGCCUCGGACGCCCGCUACGACCCGGCGCGUCGCGAGGUGUCCAUGUCGCCGUCUUCGUCGGGCACCUCGCCCUUCUCAUUUGGCCGCCUCGGAGUCUCGCGGUCGGGCUCGGUCAGCAGCGAUGAAGCGCCUACCGUCUUCCACGCGCUACCUACGCGUGCCACGCGCCAAGAGAUCCUGGACAGCAUGCUCGAGAUCGACCAGUUCCUGCAGGAGCAGAUCCGCAUCCACGAAUCCACGCACACGCCCGACUCGCCGCUGCCUUCCGAGGUGCCGCAAACCGGCGACCUCGCGCACGUGGAAAAGGAGCUGGAAGACUCGCUGCGCCAGGCGGCGGCGGUGCAGUUAUACACCUCCUCGCUCACCCUGCACAUUGGACAGGCGUUCCAAGGCGCCUCGCUGUUCGAACGAAAGCUCUGCUUCCUCAACUCGAUCAAGGACAACAAGGACGGCUCGGGCGAGACAGCGGUGUGCCGCGAGCCCAUGCCUGCGUUAAGCUUCGACAAUGUCAUGCAUGCCGCGCCAUUCGUCGGCACCAACGGCAAUGGCAGCGGCACCGAAGUCAACGACGCGAGCAGCUUGAUGGCGUCGCCUGGACCGGGCGUGCAGACGACGUCGUUGACGCAGCAGGACCUGUAUGCGCGCGGACCUUUCCUUCCGAGGCUGUCGCUGCAGCGAUGUGUGCAUGCCAGUCGCAAGCUGCUCGACAUUGCCAAGCGUCGGCACGGCCAGUCGGUGAACCCGAACCCGUUCAACUGCUGCAGCUUUGUGUUGAUCAGCUUCGUGCUGCUCAUGCAGGCACUCGCGGUGCACGGCGGAUUUGCGGGCGAGGGCGACGAGUCGCCGCAGGACGACGGCAUGUUUGGCUUCCAAGACGGCGCAUCGUCCAACGGCGGCAACGAUCAGGGCCACUAUGCCAAUGAGAGCCUGCAGCGUCUGCUCGAGCAGUCCAACACGGACGACGACGCCAUGAUGGACAGCUUAGAGGCCUCGGCAGAUCCUGCCAAGCAGGCACAGCUGCGCGACAUUUGGGACCGCGUCCGCGAGGCGCGGGACACGCUCGUCGAUCUGGGCAAGCACUGGGAGGCGGUGGUGCCCAUGGCCGAUGAGGUCAACAUGUGCCUCGAAACCUCACAGCUGCUGCUCAGCAACGCCUACUAA